Carica papaya (papaya) is the source of this 1847-nucleotide messenger RNA. NCBI's taxonomy places the organism in Eukaryota, Viridiplantae, Streptophyta, Magnoliopsida, Brassicales, Caricaceae. The record is from RefSeq and is a predicted model, not a curated record.
CCACUCUCCUUUCUCUUUUGCAAUAUUCCAUUUCACAGUGCAGAAGAGAGUGCUAAUAACAAUUUUUGCGGAGAGAGCAAGCAGCAGUUUCCUGCACUAUUGCUAUAACAAUCUUUAUGGAGCUUUAGGAUAAUGACUGUUAUGCAUGAGAUGCGAAACAUGAAGACGGAGGGAAUUUUGCUGUUUGUUCUCUGUUUAACUGCGGUCUCUCUUUUAGUGCUUGCUGCUCCACAAACAUGUCCUUCCGAGUUCGUCGAGCAGUGUGGUGCAUCAAACGAGUGGGAAGGGGAAUUCUUCCCCGGGAUUUCCGAGAUUAAGUAUGAGGGUCCUACUAGCAAGAAUCCACUUGCAUUCAAAUGGUAUAAUGCAGACGAGGAGAUUCUUGGGAAGAAAAUGAAGGAUUGGUUUAGAUUCAGUGUUGCAUUUUGGCACACAUUCCGUGGCAAUGGAGGUGAUCCGUUUGGUGCGCCUACAAAGUUUUGGCCAUGGGAAGAUGGUACAAAUUCGUUGGCUAUCGCGAAAAGAAGAAUGAGAGCCAACUUUGAGUUCCUAGAGAAGCUUGGAGUUGAUUUGUGGUGUUUCCAUGACAGGGACAUCGCCCCAGAUGGCAGAACUCUUGAGGAAACUAACAAAAAUCUGGAUGAAGUUGUUGCCCUUGCCAAAGAGCUUCAGGGAACCAAAAUCCAUCCCUUGUGGGGUACAGCUCAGUUAUUUUUGCAUCCUCGUUACAUGCAUGGUGGUGCAACUAGCCCUGAAGUAGCAGUAUAUGCAUAUGCUGCAGCUCAAGUGAAGAAAGCCAUAGAGGUGACACAUUAUUUAGGAGGUGAAAAUUAUGUGUUUUGGGGCGGUCGCGAGGGCUAUCAGUCUCUAUUGAACACGGAUAUGGGAAGAGAACUUGACCAUUUGGCAAGGUUUCUUGAGGGUGCUGUUGCUUACAAGAAGAAGAUUGGAUUCAACGGGACCUUUUUGAUUGAACCCAAGCCUCAGGAACCUACCAAGCACCAGUAUGAUUGGGAUGCUGCAACAUCAGCUAACUUCUUGAGAAAGUAUGGCCUUAUAGGAGAAUUCAAACUUAACAUUGAAUGCAACCACGCCACUCUAUCUGGUCACACAUGCCAUCAUGAGCUGGAAACUGCUAGACUGAAUGGUUUACUGGGAAAUAUUGAUGCAAACAGCGGUGACGCUCAGACUGGUUGGGAUACAGAUCAGUUUCUAACAGAUGUUGGAGAGGCAACUAUGAUUAUGCUGAGUGUGAUUAAAAAUGGUGGACUUGCACCAGGAGGCUUCAACUUUGAUGCUAAACUGCGAAGAGAGAGCACAGAUGUUGAGGAUUUAUUCAUUUCUCACAUUAUUGGAAUGGAUACAAUGGCCCGUGGAUUACGAAAUGCUGCGAAGCUUAUUGAGGAUGGAUCCUUGGCUGACCUUGUACGCAAGAGAUACAGCAGUUGGGAUUCAGAAAUUGGGGCAAAAAUAGAGGCUGGUAAGGCAGACUUUGAAAUGCUUGAGAAGAAAGUAAUGGAAUGGGGUGAACCCAAAGUUCCUUCUGGCAAGCAGGAACUUGCAGAGAUGAUUUUCCAAUCUGCAUUAUAGAUGACAGUAUCUAGCACCAGAUCCAAGUUUCUGAAUCUGCAAUGUAGGAAUCUUUUCAAAGUUCCACAAAUAAGAAUUAAGAAUAAGAUAUACGAGCAUCAUAAGUUAGAAUUAUAGUUGUUGCCAUAUGUAUCCUGCAAGUGCAAACGACUUGACUAGCUGGGUUAGGCUCCUCCGACUUUGAACUUGUUCUGUUGGUAUUGGUAUAUAUAAACAUAUUUAUCUUUUCUUAUGAUAAAAAAGCAAUUUUGAUGUCC